AUGGCGUCCCAUCAGCUGACAAUUGCGAAGGCCUCAUUCUCCGCAGGUCUGCUACAUCCAGACCCAACGUCCGUCACACGGGACGAAAUUAGCUCUUUCCACACCUCGCUCGACCGUGUCCUCUGCCAUUGUACGCCGGCAAAUAUCCAGAGAUGCAAAGACUGGCUUCAAGUUUAUGUCACCUACUCGCCUAAGCGCUCAAAUGGAUUGACCAAGUACUUGGUUGCCCUAGCUGGCUCUGACGCGUCGCACAGCCAAGCAUCGCCCAAGCGUCUCCAGCUCCACGUCCUUUAUCUGAUCAAUGACCUGCUACAUACUAGCAAGUACCAUUCAAAAGGAGGCAAGGAGUUUUCUGUGAUCAACGAGUCACUCAAGCCAUCCAUUGUCGACCUGUUUGGUCGAGCAGGCGCCUACAGCCUAGAGAAACACCCUCGUCACCAUCAACGGCUUAGUGAUAUUGUGAAGAUCUGGACUGAAAAUGGAUACUUCAGCCCUGAAAUCCUGGAUCAACUACCAAUCGUAGUGAAAAACGCCGCUUUGCUUGAGGCGUCGUCAAAUGAUGUCAUGGUCGACAACUCUGACCCGACCAAUAAGCUCUCCGCGAGAAACGAACCAUUUGUCCUGCCAGCUACACAUGGCGAUCCCACCAUCGCUUGGUACGACUUGCCCGCCGCCAAUAUCCUCCCGCUCCUCACACCCAACUCCACAACCUCCAUUCGCCCGGAGAUGAUCCGGCCGUUGCAAUUGGCAGCAGGGCCUGCCAAUGAGACGCUAGUGAACGCCGUCAAAGGAUUUAUGGAAGAGGUUGACCAGAUCUACACCACGGGUGAUGUGGUCAUUGGUGGUGAUAACCCCGAGUUGGACUUACUUGGCCAGAAGGUCGCUCGUGACGAGAUUUCCAAGGAAAUUCUACAGGGUGAUACAUACUAUGGGUGGUCUCGUGAAUUUUCCCAGCGAAUGAAAAAGCGACAGAAACUCGGGCAAGCUGAACGUCGGCCUUACGAUCAGUACUAA
Penicillium taxi is the source of this 1014-nucleotide messenger RNA. RefSeq names its product RNA polymerase II-binding domain-containing protein. Gene Ontology annotation, cellular component: perinuclear region of cytoplasm. NCBI's taxonomy places the organism in Eukaryota, Fungi, Ascomycota, Eurotiomycetes, Eurotiales, Aspergillaceae. Gene Ontology annotation, biological process: intracellular calcium ion homeostasis. The transcript is spliced from 2 exons. The coding region runs from base 1 to 1014 and encodes 337 amino acids. The record is from RefSeq and is a predicted model, not a curated record.